This is a messenger RNA of Mirounga angustirostris (Northern elephant seal), 2692 nucleotides long. RefSeq names its product popeye domain containing 2 (gene POPDC2). Gene Ontology annotation, biological process: regulation of membrane potential; heart development; skeletal muscle tissue development. The transcript has 4 exons. Bases 445 to 1533 code for a protein of 362 amino acids. NCBI's taxonomy places the organism in Eukaryota, Metazoa, Chordata, Mammalia, Carnivora, Phocidae. Gene Ontology annotation, molecular function: cAMP binding. The record is from RefSeq and is a predicted model, not a curated record. Gene Ontology annotation, cellular component: sarcolemma.
UGCAUCCCGUGCUGGGCUCUCCUCAUUCUGGUGGGGACAACUGAGAGCAGGAUGUGGCCACUUUAUCCCUCACAGCUAAAGUUUUCAGCCCCAGAGUCCUAGCUUUGCCUCGGGACAAUUUAGGUUUGCUGCUGAGAGCCAAAUGUGAAGACUGUCCUAAGAAACCUGGAGCCAAGGAAGCUUGCCAGAGCUCUGCGGAGAGGGCCAGAGCCUUGCUGAAAGAAACAGAGAGGGGAAAACAAGUUUAAAAAUCCUCCAUGAAGUGUGCUAUGCUCUGCCAUUUAUUCCCAAAGCUCCUGGAGGCAUUCCUCUCAGGAAAGGUGGAGUUGGUGGCGAGAAGCCGGAUGUGAGGAGACCUCCUGGGAGGACAGACUAAUCCAUUUUUUGAAUUUCCUAUGUGGGGACAAUCUUAGAGCCCCGGCAAGACUUUGAGACACCCCGAAGAUGAGUGCUAACAGCCAGGCCGUGAGCCAGCUUCUCUGGCAGGGCCCCGUGUGCGCUGGCUGGAAGCGGGAUCUGGAAGGGGCAGUCUACCAUCUGGCCAACUGCUUGUUGCUCCUGGGCUUCAUGGGGGGCAGCGGGGUGUAUGGAUGCUUCUACCUCUUUGGCUUCCUGGGCACGGGCUACGUGUGCUGUGUGAUGUGGGGCUGGUUUGAUGCUUGCGGCCUGGACAUUAUCCUCUGGAGCUUCCUGCUGGCAAUGGCCUGCCUGCUCCAGCUGGCUUACCUGAUCUACCGCCUGCGCAGGAACACCCUCCCUGAGGAGUUCGAAGUCCUCUACAAGACACUGUGUCUACCCCUGCAGGUGCCUCUGCAGGUGUACAAGGAGAUUGUUCACUGCUGUGAGGAGCAGGUCUUGACUCUGGCCACUGAGCAGACUUAUGCUGUGGAGGGCGAGACACCCAUCGACCGCCUGUCCCUGCUACUCUCUGGCCGGGUUCGUGUGAGCCAGGAUGGGCAGUUUCUGCACUACAUCUUCCCUUACCAGUUCAUGGACUCUCCUGAGUGGGAAUCGCUGCAGCCUUCGGAGGAGGGAGUGUUCCAGGUCACUCUGACUGCCGAGACCCCGUGUAGCUACAUUUCCUGGCCCCGGAAAAGUCUCCACCUUCUUUUGACCAAAGAGCGAUACAUUUCCCACCUCUUCUCAGCCCUGCUGGGCUAUGACAUCUCAGAGAAGCUCUACGCUCUCAAUGACAAGCUCUUUGCCAAGUUUGGGCUGCGCUUCGACAUCCGCCUCCCCAGCCUCUACCAUGUCCUGGGGCCUGCGGCCUCCGAUACAGGGCCAGAGUCGGAGAAGGAUGAUGAGGAAGCCCGUGAACCAGCCAUGGCCUCAUCCGCCCAGCAAACACCCCCUCGCUCUCCUCUUCCGGCUUCUGCCGGCCCCCCUGCACCUCCUUCCCGGGCCAGGAUGUCCAGGCCUGACAGCGGCGUCCUGGGUGAGGACUCCACCAGUCUGGUGCUGGAGGAUUUUGAGGAGGUGUCGGGAUCAGAAUCGUUCAUGGAUUAUAGGAGUGAUGGGGAGUACAUGAGGUGAGGGAGAACUAACAUGGGCCCAGCCACCCGGCUCAGGAUCCUGUCUUCUAGAACUCCUCUCCAUAGUUACUCUAAAGUUAUGUCCAGGGGACAGGCCCCCUUGGCUCCAACCCACACUCCUGAACUUUAAGGAUCCACAGGCUACCUUCUUCUCCGGCCACACGAAUCCUCACAGGAGGGUCACUUGAGUGCCCACCCCGUCGUACCCACUAGAAGGCUCAUGGGCCAGGUCGGAGCAGACCCAGGAGACAUCAGUGCUACAGCUACUCCAAGGGCCCCCAGCAACUUGUGCAGAUUUGCCCUCACCAGCAUUCCUUCCAGAAGAAGGCACCCAAAAAUGCAAAAGCACUGAUUCCAUCCUUCACUAACUGCAGAGUCUUGGGCAAGUCCCAUAGGCUCUCUGAGCCUCUCCUGUAAAGUUGGGACUUAUGAAACCCAUCUCACAGGGUUGUUGUGAGCAUCGAAUGAGAUGACUUAGGUAACGCACCUCAGACCUGGCGUGGCACCUCGUAAGCACUCAAUAAAUCACUCGGGCUUUUGUCCCUAUGUUGUUUCUUGGAACUGUCUGUAAGGGUCUCUGAAGUCAGCUAGCCAAGAAGUUUUCACGGUUUGCUUGUUUGUUUGUUGUUUUUUCCAGUUAGAUUCAAUUUAUGGAAGUAGAAAUUUAAAAACCUAGUUUUCCCUUAAGCUUUUAAGUUCAACUUACAAAUCUCUUGUUCUGUUUAGGACCCUAGCAUUAAACAAUAGUUUUUAGGGGGACUUUAACAAACUCAGUUAAUUAAAUUUCCUUAAACACUUCAAAGUGGGUUUAUAAAUUUAACACCUUCUAUUUUACUUUUUCCCUAAAUACUUCAGCAUAUAUUCCAGUUAUCCAUUGUUGUGUAACAUUCAUACCUGAAAUGGUGACUUAAAAUAGUUUAUUUUGCUGAUGCACGUGGGGCUUGACUGGGCCCCGCUGGGCUAUUCUCACUCAAGGUCUUUUGUGCUGUCGUGUUCAGAUAGUGGCUCGGGCUAGAGUCAUCUCCAAGACUUCACUCGUGUUUGGGACCUAGUCUGGGGACACUCAAACGGCUGAGGACCGAAACAGCUGGGAGUCCUUGGGCAUCUCUGUCUCCCUCUCUCUCUAAUAGUUUGUUCAUUGUGUUGCUGAUGGCAAAAUU